CGUCGCCUUUUAUUCCGGGAGACGGAAGGAGGGAGCGAGGAGAGACCGGCACCGGGAUCAGAUCGGGAUCAGGCUCAGUACCGGGACCGACACCGGGAUCGGAUCGGAAUCAGGACCCGGAUCAACACCGGGACCGGGACCGGGACCGGGUGGAGGUGCCCGAUAGGGAGGCCGAGUCCCAGCGGUGGGGACAGAGCGACCGAGCUCCCACCGACCUUGAGUCUUGGAGUCAGGAUUUGAACUGCUGCCCCAUUCAACAGUCCCUCUCCCUCCCCGGAAUCUCAGACCCCUCCCCUCCCCUUCGCUGGGCGAUGGAGGGUGAGGGGGUGCUGGCUGACCCAGACUCUGCCCCUCCCUGUCAGACCUCCACCCCCCAGGAGCCAUUUGGGGGGAUGGUCUCACGGCUGGGGGGCUUCGAGACGCUGAUGGGGGGCUUCGGCCGACACCAGCGACUGGUCUGUGUCCUCAGCUGGCUCCCCCUGCCCCCCCUGGCCUUUGCCCUCCUUUCGGGGUCAUUCCUUACCCUGGUGCCGGCCCACCACUGCCGGAGGGGGGGCGAGGCCGAGGGCGAGGGUGCGGGAGCGGGAUCCUGCCAACUCAAUAGCAGCGACCGUCGGCCUUGUCCGUAUGGCUGGACCUACCAGCCCUCAGAGGGUCUGAACACCAACAUCAUCACCCAGUGGGACCUGGUGUGUGAUUCCUCCUGGAAGUCGUCGUUGGAGGAGAUCUGCUUUGUGCUGGGCUGCCUGGCAGGCUUUCUGCUACUGGGGUACUUGGCGGAUCGGUUGGGACGAAGAAUCUCCUGCCUGCUGUCCUUGAGCCUCUCCAUCCUCUUUGCGAUCCUGGUGUCUGUCGCCCCCAGCCUCCCUGUCUUUACCCUGGCUCGGUUCUUCCAGGGAUCUGCAGUUGCCGGCCUCCUACUCUCCCUCUACCUCAUCCGGUUGGAGGUCUGCGACCCCCCUCACCGGCUGCCAGUCUCCAUGGUAUCUGGUCUGUUCCUGGUGGGGGGGGAGUUCCUGCUCCUGGGCCUGGCUGUGGUCUGCCGGGACUGGAGGCUCUUCCAAGGGGUCAUCACUGCCCCCCUUGGCCUCUUCUUGGUCUUCUGCUGUCCACAGGUCCUGCCGGAGUCCCUGCGCUGGCUCCUUUCGACGGGACGCGUGCCGGAGGCCAGGGCCGCACUGGGAUGGAUCCUGGAGCGGAACAGGCAGAGGGAGGAUCGGGAGCCUCUGGAGCUGGAGUCCUCUUUCACCGACCUGGAUUCCUCCUACCCCGGGAAUCACGAGUCAGAGCGGGAGAUCCUCUGCAAGCUCCUGAAAUGCAGGAACAUUUGGAAAAAUAUCCUAAUCCUGGGCUUCACUGCGUUUAUCGGACACGGGAUCCAGCAUUGCUACGGAACUUUCCGAAACAGCGUCCUGGGCACCAGGCCGAGUUUCUCUGUGAUGUAUCUGUUGUCAGCGGGGACCGGGGGCCUGGCUUGCCUCUUCCUGUGCGCUACCGUUGACCGGUGUGGGCGCAGGGGCAUCUUGCUGCUGAGUAUGACACUGACUGGCCUCGCCUCCCUCAUCCUCCUCGGGCUCUCUGAAUACCUGAACGAUGUGACCAUCCUGAUAUUCUGCUCGUUGGGUUUAUUCUCCUCCCGCGCUGUGGGGACCCUCAGCAUCUUCUUCUCCUCCGAGGUCAUUCCUACUGUCAUCAGGGGCCUGGGCCUGGGCGUGGUCCUGGGCAUGUCGUGGCUGCCCAGGCUGAGCCGGUUGCUGUUGGAGUUGCAGGGCAGCCGGGCUUACUUCCUGCACCACGUGCUGCUGGCCUCGCUGGCCCUGCUCGGCUGCCUGUGCAUUCUGCUGCUGCCCGAGACCAAACGGAAGCCGCUGCCAGACAGCCUGCAGCAGGGCGAGCUCUGCCGGCGGCCCUCCUUCCUCGAGCGGCCUCGCGACAACGUCCCUCUGCUGGCUGCCCCCAACCCCAGCAUCUGACCCCGACUCCCCACUGCUCCACAGCUCCUGACCCCUGCGUCCAAGCCUCGCCCUCCCUGUAGCAGGUGGAAGACCAGGACACUACGGAACAUCCUUUUUCUCUCUUGACCAUACCCAUGUUUAACAAUCAUGUUACUCAUGUCACAGUUACAAAUAUAUAUAUAUUUAAAACUAAAAGUUGUGUGUGCAUCGAGUUGUGAGGGACAGGCAGCGGUGGGGAAGUGGGAGAGGGAGAGCGCAGGGGAAGUGACAAGGCACUUGUCAGCACAACCACAGCACACUGCUGAGAAAUCGAUGUUCUGGAGCCUUGGGAUCCGAGGCAACUCCACAGCUCGAUAGGAUCGGGCUGGAGAGCCAGUUGUCUGCUCCAUGGCCCACAACAGGUUUCUGCUGGGAGCCUUGUACUCCUUUUCAGGCUGCGGGGGGGCCACACAAGGAGAGCUUGGACAAAACCGGCUGAUUUUCUCAGGAGAGGCAGAGGCUGGGAGGGAGAUCUGAGAGAGGAUCAGGAGAGCUCCCAGUGCAAGUGGUGCACGCGAGCUCGAUUUCACUGCUCGGUGGAAGUUUAGGCAGGUAGCUGGCCGAGUCCCAGAGGCAGGUGUGGGCAGUUUAACUGGAUCAGUAUGUACAAAGGCUUGUUUCUGUGCUGUACUGUUCUAUGACUCGAUACUAGAGACACAGAUACAAUAGACAGGGACUGUCUUUCUCCCCAGGGUGGAAAAGUAUUAGGACCUGAGGGCCAGCUUUUAAGGUGAGAAAGGUUUGAAGAAUACAACUGGAUUUAUUUUAU
Hypanus sabinus (Atlantic stingray) is the source of this 2763-nucleotide messenger RNA. RefSeq names its product solute carrier family 22 member 17 (gene slc22a17). NCBI's taxonomy places the organism in Eukaryota, Metazoa, Chordata, Chondrichthyes, Myliobatiformes, Dasyatidae. Bases 312 to 1973 code for a protein of 553 amino acids. Gene Ontology annotation, biological process: transmembrane transport. Gene Ontology annotation, cellular component: membrane. Gene Ontology annotation, molecular function: transmembrane transporter activity. The record is from RefSeq and is a predicted model, not a curated record. The transcript is spliced from 10 exons.